CCUUGAACUACUUAAUUCGCUUCACACCACAUUCCCAUCCCGCAUUAAUCUUUUUUUUUUCAUUCGCAUACCGUCACCAUGUCAAAACCAAUGGAAACUAUGGCUCGUCGCAACAUGCGGGCCGCAUUGCAGCAGUUAACGCGAAGCGUUAGAGACUCUGGAUUCACGGAAUUUAGCCAACAGGAACUGCAAAAAAACUACAAUAUUGAAGUCGACCUCAUGGUUUUGGACGAGGCAUCGUCCCUUAAACCAUCUUACUUUGCCCCCUGCCGAAGUCCAAUUCCAGAUCCCAGUGCCGACACUUCUGGAGAGCCUUACAAAGGCCAAGACCAUGAAACAGAGUACAGUUUUACUCGCCCUGUCGAUCGCGCAUAUGUGAUGUGGAAUAUGCACCUUGCGUAUUAUAUGUCCUUCUGUGAUAGCUCUGUCACUGGCGAGAGGACCCCUUGGAUUUCACAAUGCGUUGGAGAGACCCCAUUUCGCGGCUUAUUUAAGUACGAGCAACCUGAGUUUGGGUGCUACGAGAUCACAUAUCUUGAUGGCCCUUCCUACCCCCAUGUUAUGGCCGUCAUAUAUAAUAAUUUGGUUGCAACGGAUGACACAGUGCUCUGCGGCGAGUUGCUUCCAAUCCUCCGCAUUAUGCUUGCGCAGCUUAUGAAGUGGGAAUUCGUUCAUCAGAUGGUCUCACCGGUCUUGAUUAUCUCGCUUAUGGGACUGAAAGUCCGUGUAAUUGAGGCUUUUUUCAAAGACCAGAAGCUAGUCGUGCGUCCAACCAAAAUGUAUGACUUCACUCACGGGAACGAUGCAGCGUUCAAAGUAUUUGCCCAGUGGUACAUGGGCCAGCCAAUCGGUGAUACUGUUCUGACCUGAUGUUAUUGAUAAUGAUUUCUUUCUCACGUGUUGGGUGUUCUUGUUGGGUUAUCAGGAAUGGGAAAUUUGGGUUUGGUAACUGGCGCAUAUCUUUUCUUAGUACUAUGUGGCGUUUUGGGUGAUUGGGAUUGACAUGGUUUAUCAAUGUGGGACUGAAGAAGCUCAGUGUGAA
This is a messenger RNA of Aspergillus pseudonomiae, 1042 nucleotides long. RefSeq lists its product as uncharacterized. The record is from RefSeq and is a predicted model, not a curated record. Lineage: Eukaryota; Fungi; Ascomycota; Eurotiomycetes; Eurotiales; Aspergillaceae. The transcript is spliced from 3 exons. Bases 79 to 870 code for a protein of 263 amino acids.